Molecule: messenger RNA, 1755 nt
Organism: Entamoeba invadens IP1
Lineage: Eukaryota; Evosea; Mastigamoebida; Endamoebidae
Product: polyamine-modulated factor 1-binding protein, putative
Exons: 3
Coding region: 1-1755 (584 amino acids)
Source: RefSeq, a predicted model, not a curated record
AUGGCUGACACAACAUCAGAACUUCACGAUUUCCCAACUUUAUUACAACUUCUUUCAUCAUAUACGUCUAUUCCAACGACUUUAAAAGGUCUCAUUGACAAUUCCAAUCACAUAGUUUCUUUACUCAUCAACUCAAUAUCAACAAACGACACGUCAAAAUGUGUCGACCCCAUUUGCAAACUGCCAAACCCUUCAAAAUUUUUACAAAACGAAGACACUCACGAGGAAAACCUAUUUUUUAAAAUUGAGGCGAACAACUCACUUCUCAAAUCUGCUCGGCUGCUCGGAGUCAAAUUAAAUUUGACGGCAUCGGAGUUUACGAGUCCAACGCCUGAGGUCUAUAGUCAGAUUGUCUCACUGAUUUGGCAAUUAUUGAUUAUCGACCUUCAAAAAAGAAUUUCAAAGAGUUCACCAGGGAGUGUGGACGCAGUCCUCGCACAACUAUUGAACAAAGUCGUGCCAGGAACACUCCCAAAUUACGAAACAACUCAACAAGUCGUCGAUGAUUUGUCCGCCCGAACAGAUUUUCAAGUGACAACUCCCCGUCUCCACGUGACGGAGAAUGAAGAGAGUGACGGAAAGACAGACGUGGAGAUGCAAAACGAAAAAGAGAAAAUUGAAAGGAAAUUGGAUGAGAUGCAGAAAAGGCUGGAAAGACAAGACUCAAAAGACCUCGAGGCUGCGAUUUUGAAGUUGGAAGAUGAAAAUCAAGAUCUUAAGAACGAAAUCUCCAAAACAUAUGACGAUUUGACAAAAGCAAGAUUUUUAUUAUUACAAAAAAUGAGCGAAACAAGACUGAAAAUGGCUGAAGUGGAACGAGCGUUGAGGAAUAAAACCGUGGUGGAACGAGAGAUAUUACAAAAAAAGAAAUUGAGAGAAGCGAAAGUUGAACGAAAGAAAGAAUUGGCCCACAACAUAUCACAAAAAAUCCAAACAACUUAUUUUGAGGUUUCCGAACUUGAAUUUGAGAUUUCUAGAUUGAAACUUCUUGAGAAGGACAAGCGAAACGAGCUGAACAAAACGAUGAGAAAAAACAAAAUCUCGACGAUUCUUAUCGAAGAAAAGGAAAGUGACAAAACGCAAAUGGAGAUAUUAAUCAAUAAAUUAAUUGAAAAAGAACGCAAGGAGAAACAAGAAAAAAAUGAACUUAAAAUUAAAACCGAACAGUUGAAAAACGAAAAAAAGAAGAUUGAGAUUGAUAAGAUGAUGACUGUCGCGGAACGCGAGCAAAACGAGUUAGAAAGCGAGAAAAAAUUGGAGAAGAUGGAAAACCUCAAUAAUUCAAUUGGACGUGUCGAGCGAGGAAUUGUGCACGAGGAAAUGGAACACGACAGAGCGAAGGAACGACUUGAACAAGCGGAAGAGUUAAACAAACUCCGCGAAGCUGAGGGAGAUUUUAUGAAAGACCAAUUAUUGAGGAAAAAGGAAAGGGCGAGGAGGGAGAAUGAAGUGGAUUCAAAAAAAGUCGCGAAAAAGAGGAAAGAGGCCCAUUUGAAGAAACUCAAAGUGAUGCAAAUGGACGAAAAGGUCGAAGACAAACUCCUUGAAAAGAGAGUCGUCAAGGCGGAGAAGGAGAAGUGCGACGAAGUGCUAGAGGUCAUCGACGAGAGGGAACAGCAACAGCAGGAAGAGAUCUUAGCUUCGAAACAAAGGAAGAAAAAUCUCUUUCAGAAGAAACAAAUUGAGAGAAUGUUUCAAAUUAAGCAGAGGUUCAUAGAAAUGGGGAUGGUCGACGUUUGUGAAGAAGAACAGUGA